AAGUGCACAGCGCUUCGUCAGCGGUUUCCCUGGGAAGGGUGCCUCUGAGCAUGUGCAGGGAGUUCGCGGUGUCCCGCUCCCUCGGGCUUGGUGUGCUCAAGGCUUAUUUCCCUGCAGGGGGCAUGGAGCCGUUUGUCCCGCCGCAUCUCAUAUGCAGGUCCCCUCCUUCUUAAUUUCCUCGACCCUCCCAUUGUAGGGGGAUUUCUCGGUCCCUGACUGUCUCCUCCUCCAAAAACAAAACAAAACAAAAACACCCCUCAAUGCCCCCCCUUUUUUGCUUAUGCGACCUGUGCCCACCCCACAUUUUCUCGUGGGGUGCUCAAGGGUGACUCCAGCUAGCCACGCGCCUGAUGCUUCUCUUUGGGAAAGUCUUUGGGACUUUUGGGCCAAGUUAUUACGGAAAAGUUACGCAUUUGGAAGUUGCAAUUUCUACGUGUUCUGCUAGUGCAAUUUUUUUUAUAAGGCAAUUAAAGUUGCUGCUUAUUAUUCAUUUGUUGUGUUUCUGUCCCACCUUUUUUCUCUCCAAAUGAGACAUACGUUGUUCCUGACCCCUCAUUUAGUCCCUACAACAACUCUGCGAGCAUGUCAGGCAUAGAGAUGACACUCCUACUUAGUUUUCAGAUGUCCUGACUCUUCAUUUGCUACCAGCCAUGGGUCUGAAAGCCAAACUCCAACCACCAACAGUGGAGGUUCCUGUCAGGGUGACUGUACGCAUUCGACCUUUACUUCCCAAGGAACGACUGUAUGGGCACCAGACUUGCCUACAAGGUGACCCAGAGACUAAGGAAGUUACCCUUGGGCGCAGCCGCCAUUUCCACUUUGACACAGUCUUCACCGAAUCCUCGGACCAGGAGUCUGUGUAUGCUGCUUGUGUACAGCCGCUGGUGGAAGCUUUCUUUGAAGGUUUCAAUGUUACUGUGUUUGCCUAUGGCCAGACAGGCUCAGGGAAGACCUACACCAUUGGAGAAGCUAGUGUCUCUUCCAUCAAUGAGGAUGAGCAGGGCAUAAUCCCACGAGCCAUGGCUGAAGCCUUCAAGAUCAUGGAUGAGAAUGACUUGCUGGAUUACACGGUCCGCAUUUCUUAUCUAGAAGUGUAUAAGGAGGAGUUUCGGGACCUGCUGCAGGUGGAGACAGCUAGCAAGGACAUACAGAUCCGGGAAGAUGACAAGGGCAAUAUUGUGCUGCAUGGGGUGAAGGAGACCGAAGUGGAAGGCCUGGAUGAGGUCCUGAGCCUACUAGAAAUGGGCAACAUGGCCAAGCACACUGGGGCCACCCACAUCAACAGAAAGUCAAGCCGCUCGCACUCCAUCUUCACCGUGACCAUGGAGCAGCGCCGCAGUGCCGGGCGUCUUACUCGCCUCACCCUUCAAGAAAAGGUCUUGGUUCCAGCCUCUGGCCAGGUUCUUUCCUCCAAAUUUCACUUUGUGGAUCUGGCAGGCUCUGAGCGGGUGGUGAAGACGGGGAACACUGGGGAGCGGCUCAAGGAGAGCAUCCAGAUCAACAGCAGUCUUCUGGCUCUGGGCAACGUAAUCAGCGCAUUAGGAGACCCCCGCCGGAAAGGCAGCCACAUUCCUUACCGGGAUUCCAAAAUUACCAGGAUCCUGAAAGAUUCUCUUGGUGGGAAUGCCAAGACCGUGAUGAUUGCCUGCCUCAGCCCUUCCUCCUCUGACUUUGACGAAAGCUUGACCACGCUGAAUUACGCCAACCGUGCACAGAAUAUCAAGAACAGGGCGGUGGUGAACUGCUGCAAGGAGACGGAGCACAUGGAGCAGCUGCAGCUGCAGAUAAAGAGCCUGCAGAGGGCGCUAGAGCAGCGACACCGCUCCGAGACACGCAUCAUCAACCGUUCUGAAGCUCCCGUCAAGCGGCCUUCGCAGGAUAAUGCCACCCGCUUGCAUGCAGAAUGUAGCCGCUACAGGACCUGUACGGACGCCGCAUACCAGCUCUUCAUGGAAUUGCAAGGGGAAGGCAAUCUGACUGUGGACCAGAUCCUGCGGGUGAAGGAGUGGUUGUGUGCUGUGGAGAGCGAGAGGAGCGAGCUGAGCUCAGCCUCUGGCUUAGACAGUGGCAUUGAGAGCACUUCAGUGGAAGAUCAAAACCAUAAGGCAGCAAGUUACAAGCCAACUAAGUCUCAGAAGCAAGAAGACCACAUGGAAGGAUCUGAAGCUGUGAGAGAAGAACACAUGGCAAGGUUGGAGAGGCAGGUGGAGCGUUUAGAGGAGGAGAAUCGGGAUUUUCUAGCCGCCCUUGAGGAUGCCAUGGAACAGUACAAGCUGCAGAGUGACAAGCUGCAGGAGCAACAUGACAUCAUCUGCAAACUACAAACAUACCUGCAGACGGAGAUGCCCAGACUUGGUGUUCCUGAAUUGCUGCAGAAUGUCUUCUUGGUGCAGCUUGACCAAAGGCCUCACACAGCUCCUGUGGAUGCUGCCCAGUCUCACCACCGGCUUAGGCUAGCCCGUGAUAAGCACAGCAAGCUGUGCAGUGCCCCAACCCUCAUUGGGAAGAACUUGUUGGUGUACCGCCAAAGACUGCCUUGUGGCUUGACGAGCAGCUUGGAGGCUAGCAGUACGAUACAAACACAGGAGAUUGACAGGACUUCAGAGCAGGCAGCGGAGCCAUCUGUAGAGAAGGGAGACCGUGAACAGAUAAGGUCCCUUUACCGACGCAGAAAUGGGAUCUACAGCUGCAGCCAGGAGGAGGUUUCGGACAAGAGGAGCAGCAGACAAUGGAAUAAGAGCAAUCCAGCCCUGAUCCAGGAGGAGCCUCCAGAACCCUCUAGAGAGGACUGCAGGAGACCAGAGCUGAGCAGCCUUGGAGAAGGCUUUUCAGGGAAGGAUUCAGAGUGGCGGCUGCUUCAAGCCCACCAGAAGAUCCGUGAACUGGCAAUCAACAUCCGCAUGAAGGAAGACCUGAUUGUGGAACUCAUCAAGACAGGGAAGCAUGCGCAGACGAUGAACAAGCAGUAUUGUCAGAAAAUCCGUGACUUGGAGCAGGAAGCAGAGCUGGUUCGAGUGGAAUUAAGUGACGGCCAGAGGCAGCUUUGGGAGCUGGAGGGCAAGGAGCCCCGAAACCCCGCAGAGAAGCGGAAGCUGCAGGAAUACCGUACCAAAGUGGCAGCAGCUCAGAGCAAGGCAAAGAUCCUGCAAGAGAAGAAGCGAGCGACGGAGAAGCUGGCCUCUCUCUCUGCUCAGAACGAGAAGCGCUUGCAGGAGCUGGAGAGGAACGUGCAGCUGAUGCGGCAGCAACAGGGGCAGCUGCAGAGGCGGCUGCGGGAGGAGGUGGACCAGAAGCGGCGCCUGGAGACAGAGAUGCACAAAGGGCAGCACCGUGUCAAGGAGUUGGAGCUGCAGCAUGAGCAGCACCAGAAGAUCUUGCGCAUCAAGACCGAGGAGAUAGCAGCAUUCCAAAAGAAGCGCAGGAGUGGCAGCAAUGACUCCAUGAUCAGUUUAGAACAGCAGCAGAAAAUCGAAGAGCAGAAGAAAUGGCUGGACCUUGAGAUGGAAAAAGUCCUUGAGCAACGCCGUGCCUUGGAUGAGUUGGAAGACGAGCUGACCAAACGGGAAGCCAUAGUGGCCAAAAAGGAAGCGCUCCUUCAGGAGAAGAAUGGCCUUGAAAACAAGAGACUCCGCUCUAGCCAGGCCCUGAAUGAUGACAUCAUGCGGGUGUCCAGCCGCCUGGAGUACCUGGAAAAGGAACUGACGCAGAAGAAUGGGCAGCUUUGCCACAGCAGCACGCAUGAUCAACAACAGAUCCGGCAAGAAAUUAACAACUUGCGGCAAGAGAAGGACCAGUUGCUCAAACAAAGGCUGGAGAUAGACAACAAGCUACGCCAGGGCACCUUGCUGUCCCCAGAGGAGGAACGAAUCCUUUUCCAGCUAGAUGAAGCCAUUGAGGCUCUAGAUGCUGCCAUUGAAUACAAAAACGAGUCAAUCACUUGCCGGCAACGUGUUUUGCGGUCCUCAGCCAGUCUCCUAUCCCAAUGCGAGAUGAACCUGAUGGCCAAACUCAGCUACCUCUCAUCCUCCGAGACCCGGGCACUGCUUUGCAAGUAUUUUGAUAAGGUGGUGACUCUGCGAGAGGAUCAACACAGACAGCACAUUGCCUAUUCCGAACUGGAGAUGCAACUGGAGGAGCAGCUGCAGCUGGUAUUUUGGCUGGAAGUAGCACUGGAGCGCCAGUGCUUGGAGAUGGACCGCCAGCUCACCUUGCAGCAGAAGGAGCAUGAGCAGAACAUUCAGCUUCUGCUCCAGCAGAGCCGGGAGCACAUGGAAGAGGGGCAGGCAAACAGCAGGCUUCAGUACCAAGGAAGGAUCCAGGCAUUGGAAAAAGAAUUGGCGCAUUACAAGUGGGCCAACCACGAGCUGACUCAGAAGCUGAGCGUGAGCGAUUUGGAGGGACAAGGCAAAGGUAUGGAAAGAAUCACUUGUGCAGCAGAGGACAGACCUGGUUCGAUUAGAAUACAUGGUGACUUUAGUGCGAGUAGCAUGUUGGAUCCCGUGCAGAUAGAGCUCUCUGAAAGAACCCACAGAAGCGGUGAUGAACCCCGGGACCUGGUGCAUGCAGCUUUGCCAUCCACCUGGAGGCGGUCUUCAUUAUCCAGUGCCAACACCUUAGUACCGGAAGACUUUUGCCAGAAAGAGACAGACUUCUUAUCCAGAGGUGGCCAGAUCAAGGAAGCAUCUCUGCCACUGAGCCUAGCUCCUCUGCUGAAGUCUCACAUGGAGCUGUACAGGACUGGGCUGUCAUAUCCAGAAAUCAUUGAUGUCAGGAAAAACCCAUUCUAGGUCCCAGCUUCUCCCUGCUACUCUUGCUCAAAGCUUGAGGGCCUACAGAACAUCUAAAGUGUAUUGUUACAAGUUGCUACAAGUAGUAAUUGAUGGCUAUGCUUAACUUAAGGUGCAAAUUAGCCUUCUGCGAUACACUAGAGAGGGGUUUUUGGGAGGGCAGAAAAGCAUUAUGUCAAGACUUUUUCCUCUACAGCAGUGACUUUUGUAUUUAGCUGCAGUACCUCCCAGAGGGAAGACCACUACCUCUGGCAAAACGCCUGUCUCUGGAGAGAUAGGAAAGUCAGAAAUAUUUUCUGCUGUAGGCCUAGAGACAUGUAAAUAGUUUAACUAGCCUUUUAUACUGUAGCUUCUAAUAAACUAGAGUAACUUUUAUAAGGGCUUGAAAUACAUUGUUUCCUUCCUGUUCACAAUUUAACCAAAAGUAUUACUAUUUAUACUCCCUUCCUAGCAGUAUUCAAGUACCAUACAGCUUUGGAGGGUAGACUGAUACUAAUUUCAGUUAAUUUAUGAGCUUUAAAACCUAACAAUAAAUAUUAGUUUCCUUCGUUU
Messenger RNA from Podarcis muralis (Common wall lizard), 5339 nucleotides. RefSeq names its product kinesin family member 7 (gene KIF7). Gene Ontology annotation, biological process: microtubule-based movement; mitotic spindle organization; spindle elongation. Lineage: Eukaryota; Metazoa; Chordata; Lepidosauria; Squamata; Lacertidae. The record is from RefSeq and is a predicted model, not a curated record. Gene Ontology annotation, cellular component: microtubule associated complex. Gene Ontology annotation, molecular function: microtubule motor activity; microtubule binding; ATP binding.